CGCGCGUCAGUCCGUCCACUCUCGCGCAACGGGACGGUCUGUACGGAUAUUUCAAUUAUUCGAUCGAACAAUCAAGUAAUAAAAAUCAGUAAAUCGAAUCGAAAAUGAGAACGUUACUAGCCGUAUUGGCGACGGUGUCGUUGGUUCGUGGUAUUGAAUACGAUGGUCUUCGUGUCAAAUUCGGCUGGUCAGACGCGCUGGCCGACAUGGAGUACUUCUUCAAGAUCCCUCGUACCAGCAAGGACGCGGAGAACGAAGGCUGGAGACGCACUGAACGGCCACCUGGACCGCUACCGGAACUGAGGAUGUACUGUCCACAAGGCCGGGCUGUUUGCCCGAUGUUUGACGCUGGGGGGUUCGUUUCUGGGUUACAGAUAUCUUUGCCAGUGGACGAGUACGAGUCUCUGGCAAUGAAGCCUGAGAAGAAGCUAGUAAAGUGGCGAGCACCCGCUCUGGAGGGAGAGCCUUCAAGAGACUACUGGACCCUCACGCAGUACUUCGUCUCUGAAGAGUCCCUAAAAGCCGGGGCAGGUCCACAAGUGGAAAACGGAGCGACUCUCCAAGAUGGCGGCGUGUGGGUGACAGGACUGGACGGAAGACUGAUGAGGAUCCCCAGCACUGAAGCCGAGCUCAACAGCACAGCUUUCAAGAAACAGAACUGCAUUCCUAACAUGGGUACGCACUACUACUACAACAUGACGCCCGAAAUGAAAUGUGAAGACACUCUACCCUGGUUCGCGCUAGUAAGCCAGGGCGAUUUGAUCGGCACCGGGUUUCAGAUAUUCGGCCGAGUGGGACGCCAGAAGUACCGGGAUUGGUUCGAGCGCCCGCCCGGCGCGAGGCAGGGUGCUGAGCUCACGAUCCCGUUCGCCCCUCCGUGCCUGUACGAGUGGGUGUCGUCGUACGGAAUCGUGUCACUGCACAUCUACUACGUCGACAAACCUUGGACGAUUAAAUGCAGGACUGGCGACUCGGUGCAGCCUGCGCCGGCGCUGGACCGGCUCAUGUUCAGUGGCUACCGGUACGCGAACCAAGUAGCCGACGAAGUCAAGAAGCUCUUCAGUGGAUAACUACGGGAUAGUUAUACGAAUAGUGCCUAAAUUACAAACUUUAAAGGUCAAUGUGGUGAAGACCGUCUUUAAGGGAAGCCCGUACUAAUACAGAAGGUCAGUAGAGCAGGAGCGAAGUUCUUCCUCUUUAACUAUGUCUGGGCGACGUCGUAUUACAAAUACGAGUCUUUUCUGCAAAUUUUAUAUGCCGGUCUUCUCACCUUGACCUUAUUAGGUAUUUUAUUUAAUACAUACUUUAAAUGAUUACGUAUUUCGUCUUAGCUAAUCAACUUUAAUCAUUAAUCACACUCAAGAAAAAAAUGCCAUUAUACCUAUAGUUAAUCGACUAUCUAUGACACUACGGCUUCUUUCGAUUCUUUAAAAAAAAAAAACCCAUAAUAGUCCCCGUUCGAGACAGCCUAUUGAAAUGGACGGGUAACUACGGAACCCUGCACUGAGAAUGGCUCAGCGUGCUCUUGGUCGGUGUUGUAUUAUUCGAAUUGUAAUCAAAGAGGUACGAUUCUAUAAUCUGAUUAAAGUGAUGAACCUUUACGUUGAUUGGAACGACUUAAGGUGGUGCCAUCAUGGUUUUGCUGGUAAUCAUUUAAUUUCAUCGUUUUCUUUAAGAGGAUUAUUAAUAGUCAGUAUCUGAUCGGAAACCAGUUAUUUAUCUAUUCUCCUUUCCUCUUAUCUUAGUUCUAACUAAUAUUAGACCUAAAUUCGAAAGUUUGUUAGGAAGAAUAGAUUUCUAUGUGUAUAUUUCUUACUUUUUUCGUGCUUAGAUUGAUUUGACCGGAGGACCGAUUUGGAUGAUAUUUGCCAUGGACAUGAUUUGGAUAGGUACAGUCAAGAUUGUAAAAAUACAAAAGUUGUACCGUAUCGUCUUUGUCCGAUAUACAUAUACUACUCUAUGUCGUUUAAAUCACGUCAAAAAUUCGAAUGUGGGCGAAAAAACAUAUUAAAGGAUAUUGAUUUUA
Messenger RNA from Cydia pomonella (codling moth), 2026 nucleotides. RefSeq lists its product as uncharacterized. NCBI's taxonomy places the organism in Eukaryota, Metazoa, Arthropoda, Insecta, Lepidoptera, Tortricidae. The record is from RefSeq and is a predicted model, not a curated record. Bases 105 to 1070 code for a protein of 321 amino acids. The transcript has 8 exons.